This is a messenger RNA of Phyllotreta striolata, 5336 nucleotides long. The record is from the annotation of a GenBank genome assembly. Lineage: Eukaryota; Metazoa; Arthropoda; Insecta; Coleoptera; Chrysomelidae.
AGUAGGGUUAUAAAAUACGUUGUGUGGUUGUCAAACUCAAGUAUUCAAGAGGGUAAAAUUUGAUUUUACAUUUUUCUCGCAAUUUUAAACUAAUUAACCAAACUACAAAUUAAUUAAAUUCAAACAUGUAACCAUGAGUUCGGACGAGUCUUCAGAAACUCGCCAAAAUAACGAGUUCGGAGCGUUGCAGGCCAUUUAUUUUGAUAACUUAAAAGAUUUGCGCAAAAAAGCGGCGUGGAAUAAAUGGACACCGUUGGAUUUUUCUAUCACAUUGGGGCCUCAACAGGGAAGCGCCGGAACUUCGGAAUUUUACGUACAAGUGGAUUUACACGUUAUUUGCAAUGAACAUUACCCCUAUAGUGUUCCCAAGAUUUCCCUGGAAAACGGAAAAGGCUUAUCGAAUGCCCUUCUGGGCGAGCUUAAAGAAAGUUUAGAUCGCAAAGCUGAAGAAUUGAAAGGCGAAGAAAUGAUAUUCCAGCUCAGUCAAAUAACCCAAGAAUUCCUGCACAAGCACAACAAACCGGCCUCGAAAAGUUUCUACGAGGAAAUGCUGGAGCGACAGAAAGAAAAGGAAUUGAUGGAAACCCAGGCUAGAAAAUUAGAAUCGGACCGAAGACGUCAGUACGUGAGAGAAGAAGUACAAAAAAGGGAAGAAAUCCUGAUAUCGGAGGCCAAAAAGAAACAUCUCAAUAGCUACACGGAAACCAGCGAUGAAUCGUUGUGCUCGCACAGGAGCAGUCUCGUAAUACAGUUCGGUUUCAGAGAAAUCCAAAGAGGACGAUGCCUCAAACACUCGAGCUCCAAUCGCACGACGUUCAGCGGUUUGGACACAGAAACCGGAGAAUUCGUCCUAAUCAGCGAAUGGAGCUUUCCGUACGGAAACAAACAGGACCUGCAGCAGAUCCAGAGGCAGCUCAACAGCAUCGAGCAGGAGAUCAAUUACCUGGUGAAACUGAAACACAACAGUCUGGCUCAAUAUUAUGGUUUGAAAUACGACAUUGGGGACGAUUUCGUUACCGUGUAUUUGUUGAAAGAGUUUAUUUUUGGUGUAAAUUGUUAUUCAUUGUUUACUAGUCAAAGUAUGAAAGUUGAUGUUGAUUAUUUGAAGUACAUAGCUAGAGGAGUUCUCGUGGGUUUGGAAUAUUUGCAUAGGAAUAACGUUGUGCAUAAGGAUUUAAAGGAUUCCAAUGUUUACAUUAAUUCAUUCGGUACAGUUGAAGUAUCGAAUUUUAGUAUUUACAGACGUUUGUUAGAUUUGAAUAACCAGAAUCACGGUUAUUACAACAAGAAGACUGAUAUUUUUAAGUUCGGAUUGUUCGUGUUGUCCCUCCUGCAAGGUUUCGCCGUGUCCGAAGACAAUUUGGUCAUACCGGAUAAGUUUUCUUCGGAUCUCUACGACUUCUUAUCCAGGUGCGUAGCAAAGGAAGAAAACGACCGAUACACUGCCCAGCAAUUAUUAAAUCAUCCGUUUUUCCACAAACCUUUGACUGUACUAUCACCGAAGAACUUCAAAGAAGAGAUUGAAUUAAGCAGGAACGUCUCGCCCGAAAUUAUCCAGACCGAUCUGCAACAGAUCCUCAGCAGGAGCUUCUCCGGCGGCCAAUCCAGGAUAAACAACGAAUUCGAAUUCCUGCAGCAUCUCGGCAAAGGAGCCUACGGAGAUGUCAUAAAAGUACAAAAUAAAUUAGACGGAGGUUAUUACGCCAUAAAAAGGAUCCGAUUGAAUCCCAAAAAUCGCGCUCUAAAUAAGAAAAUAGUGCGCGAGGUGAAGCUACUAUCUAGAUUAAAUCACGAAAAUGUCGUGAGAUAUUUCAAUUCCUGGGUGGAAACUACCACUAUUAAAGAAGACUUGGAUAGUACCGGUAGUAUAGUAAGCACUGAAGAAAAUGUACCAAAAAUCGUUAAAAAAACCGAGUUUACAAUAAACGAUGACAUAGAAGCCCUAGCGCCCCCUAUAAAAAACGUGGAAGUCUCCACCAAGUACGAGAGCAAGUCCCAAGCGGCUUACGAAAGUUCCUCCUCCGAUGACGAUUCCAGUGAUGAUGAUGAAGAAUGGGGCGGUAGAAUAUACGAAGAUUCCCAGUCGGAUAGCAUAGAGUUCGAACAUCAGUCGUCUGAAAUUAAUAAAGAAACAUCGAGCGAAUCUUUGGAGAAACAGAAACCGUGCAAUUCGGUGGAAAGUCCCAAGGAUUUGGUGAAGCAAAUCGAUUUCAUGUACAUCCAGAUGGAGUUUUGCGAAAAAAGCACUUUACGAACAGCCAUCGAUGACAAAUUGUACUUGGAGAAAGACAGAAUGUUGAGAUUGUUCAGGGAAAUCGUCGAAGGAUUGGCGUAUAUCCAUCAACAAGGCAUGAUCCACAGAGACCUGAAGCCGGUCAACAUUUUCCUGGAUUCGGAGGAUCACGUGAAAAUCGGCGAUUUCGGCUUGGCCACCACCAGCAUAAAAUCCAAACAAAUCGAAUACGUGUCCGGUAAAAAUGCUCCGGAACACGUGAAAGAAGAAACGGCCGAUGAAAGUAAAACCGGAUUCGUCGGAACGGCCCUGUACGUUGCUCCGGAAAUCGGGGCCUCGUCCAGAGUUGUUUACAGCCAGAAAGUGGAUAUAUACAGUUUAGGAAUAAUACUAUUCGAAAUGUGCUACAAACCUCUCGAAACCGCCAUGGAACGAAUCAAAAUUCUAACGAAAUUAAGAUCGAAAGAAAUCCAAUUUCCCGCCGAUUUUCUCUCCUGCAAAGACAACGAGAAACACGUCGAACUACUACGGUGGCUGUUGAACCACGAUCUAUCGAAACGGCCCACGUCGCAGGAGCUCCUGCAAUCCGAGCACAUUCCCGCGCCCGUCCUCGAAGAGUGCGAGCUCAGGGAAUUGGUCAGGCACACGUUGAACAAUCCCCAAUUGAAGGGGUACAAGUACCUCGUGGCCUCUUGCUUCAAGCAGGUGGCCACCUUCGCUCAGGACGUCACCUACGAUAGGGAUCCUGCGGCGCAGAGUCUCUCGCAGAAGCCGCUACAGCUGCAAGAAUUGAUUAAGGAUACGUGCGUUAAGAAAAAGGAAGAUAGAAAAAUAGAGGUAACAUGGUGGAUCCAAUCAGGCGCUUUGAGCGUAGGCAAAUAUAUUUUAAACGAGAAUUUCAUUAUGUUAAGAAUUGUUAUGAUUUUUAAGCAACACGGCGGGCAAAGUUUUUCCACGCCUCUGUUGAUGCCCAAAGGGAAAUUUUACGAAAAUUUGGAUUCCUGCGUGAAAGUGAUGACGCAUUUCGGCGGGAUUGUAUCACUGCCUUAUGACUUGAGGAUCCCAUUGGCAAGAUACGUAGUCUGGAAUGGUGUAACCUCGUUGAGAAGAUAUACGAUCGAAAGGGUUUAUCGAGAGAAAAAAGUUUACGGUUUUCAACCGAGAGAAUUGUUCGAAUGCGCCUUCGAUAUCGUCAGUCCUACUCCGGGUUUCAUGUACGACGCCGAGAUUUUGUACAUUGUUUACGAAAUUCUGAACGAACUUCCGGUGCUCAAGAACAAGCACAUCACGAUAAGACUGAAUCACAAUCAAUUGUUGCAAUCCAUUCUCUUGCAUUACGGUAUAAAGGAAAACUACCAAGAGAUCUACAAUUUAUUAUACGACGUCAAGGAGGGAAAAGUCCAAAAAUCCCAAAUGCAGAACUAUCUAAUCGGCCUCGGGUUGUCCGAUAACACCAUCGGCGUGCUGAUGAAUCUCCUCAAUUCCGAAUUCGAAAUGUCCAAAGCCCCGUCGCAAUUCCAAAUGAUAACCAAGAAGAAAACCGGCGAGGCCGGCCAAUUGGCCAGGCAGGCCCUGCAGGAAUUGAAAGUCAUUUGCCAGAACGCCGAAGCCUUCGGCAUCAAGUACGAUAUGGUAGUGUCUCCGGGUUUGGUGUACAACGUACAGCAGUACUCCGGCAUGAUAUUCCAGUUCGUCUGCGAGCUGAAGAAGAAGCACAAGCGAGACUCGAUGGAGGUUCUAGCCGCAGGAGGGCGAUACGAUUCUAUGAUAUCGUGGUACCGUUCGAUCGUGGAACAGGCCAGUAUAUCCAGCAAGAGCGUACAACAAUCCGCCGUGGGCGUGUCGAUCUCGUUGGAUAAACUGGUGCAAGCAUUGCAAAAGGCCCAGGGCGAGGACGUGCCCAAGUCGGAUAAUCUGGAUGUGGUCGUUUGUUCCGUGGGGAACAGGCAAUCGAUCCAGGAUAAAACGAAGAUAUUGAAGAGCCUUUGGGAUGCUGGCAUAAGAAGUGCCCUGAUCGAAGUCGCGAACAUAGAAGACAUCCAAGAGCAAAUGAACGAUGCGAAAGUGUCCCACGUGAUCGUGCUGAAAGAUAACGAACCGGGUAUGGUGAGAGUUAGAAGUUGGGAGAGAGAAAGAUUUCAGGAGAAAUCGUUCAGUACGAGCGAAUUGCUGGAGAACUUGCAGAGGAUUUUGAAAGCUUGGACGGAUAGAAACGAGGAGAGCGUUCAAAUGCAAUCGCUUUCCAGAUCGGAAAGCAGAUCGUCUUAUGGCGAAAAGAACGUUCACGUUCAAGAGGCUGUCGUAGAUGUGCUUUUCCUCGAUAAAUUGUCGUCAAACACCAGAAAAAGAUGCGAAAAUCAGUUACGAUCGCAACUGAGCAACUUGUUCAAGAGAUUGACCGGUUUCGUGAUUGUAAUCGUAAUGGCGAUAGACACGAACGUGAUAAGAACGUUAUCGUCCCAUUUGGAGUUCGAUAAUGAUGGGCAAUUUCAAAAAUCCGUCGAGAACGUUAUAGAAAGGCACCCGCGCUACAAGAAGUACUUAAACGACGUCUGUGAUGAAAUUUACGAGCAAAAAUCGAAACGAAAAAAUCCUAUAAUCGUUUUGUACAGUUCUCUCGACAAUUUCCAUAAAGUUAUUUAUAUAAGUUCCUAAAAUGUCUUUAUUACAGUAUACAUCUGGAGAUCAAUUUUUAUUUUUUUGGUAAAUCAGGAACAGUGAAAAAAUCGACACCCACAUAAUUGUGUAACAAUUUACAAAACUGCGUGUAAUAAAACCGUGUUAUUUUUCGUAAUUUUUUUACAACAUACUCUUAUUUCCUUAAAACUAAGAAGUAAUACAAAAGAGGGCGAGAACUUAUAAAACUUCGUAACUUAAUCUACAGAAAGAAGAAAGAAAAUGAAAACUAGGUACUGGAACACGGUUAGUAACCGUAACUACCCCCGUAACCGCCCCACUGAUUGUAACCGCCGUAGCCCCCUUGAGGGUACUGCCAAUUCUGGUACUGAUAUUGAUCGCCUUGUCCGUAUUGCGGAUAGUAAUUGGGGCCCUGUUGGUUUCCCGAAUACGCAUAGCUGGCUUGGCCAGAAGUCCCGUAUUGCCC